AAAUUACGGUGGGAUGCGCGGAAAACCCCAAGAAAACCCCUGCAAAGCCGCCGAGGCCCGGCCUACCCGCGAAACAAUUUCAUGACACAUGUGUGUAGUGCAGCAUCUCCGAUUGUGAAUCACAUCUCCAUCUUUUUCAAUUGCAUCUCCUGACAUAUUGAACAUCUUCUCUCUAAGCUCUUCUUCAUCUUCAUCCUCGCUUUGCCUCAAAUUCCAUCACAUAAUGCUUAGCACAGUCAGAGUCGCAAGCAGGCAGGUGGCCGUCCGUGGUGCGGCGUGUCGCGUUGUCGGAGCUUCUCGCCAGGCCUCGACCUGGGCGAACGUUCCCCAAGGUCCACCAGCCAUCUUAGGUAUCACCGAGGCAUUCAAGGCCGAUACCCUCCCAGAGAAGAUCAACCUCGGUGUUGGCGCCUACCGUGACGACGCGGGAAAGCCAUACGUUCUCCCGUCCGUUCGCACCGCUGAGGACAAGGUCAUCGCUGCUAAGCUCAACAAGGAGUACGCCGGAAUCACCGGUGUCCCUGAGUUCACCAAGGCCGCUGCCGUCCUUGCCUACGGUGAGGGCUCCAACGCUCUCGACCGCCUCGUCAUCACACAAUCCAUCUCCGGAACUGGUGCUCUCCGUAUCGGAGGCGAGUUCCUGGCCAAGUUCUACCCAGGCGCGAAGAAGAUCUACAUUCCUACGCCAUCAUGGGCAAACCACGGCGCCAUCUUCACCGAGUCUGGACUUGAGGUCCAGAAGUACAGGUACUACAACAAGGACACCAUUGGCCUCGACUUCGAGGGUAUGGUCGCCGACAUCAAGGCCGCCGACAAGGGCAGCAUCUUCCUCCUCCACGCCUGCGCACACAACCCCACUGGUAUCGACCCUACCCCAGAGCAGUGGAAGCAGAUCAGCGAUGCUGUUAAGGCGGGCGAGCACUUCGCCUUCUUCGACAUGGCUUACCAGGGCUUCGCGUCCGGUGACACCAACAAGGACGCCUUCCCAGUCCGCCUCUUCGUUGAGCAGGGCCACAACAUCUGCCUCGCGACUUCGUUCGCCAAGAACAUGGGUCUCUACGGUGAGCGUGCCGGCACCUUCUCCAUUGUCUGCGAGGACGCGGCCGAGAAGAAGCGCGUCGACUCGCAGAUCAAGAUCAUCGUUCGCCCGCUCUACUCCAACCCCCCCGUGCACGGCGCCCGCAUCGCCGCCGAGAUCCUCAACAACCCCGAGCUGAACCAGCAGUGGCUCGGUGAGGUCAAGGGCAUGGCCGACCGCAUCAUCGAGAUGCGCGCGCUCCUCAAGGAAAACCUCGAGCAGCUCGGCUCCAAGCACGACUGGUCCCACAUCACCAGCCAGAUCGGCAUGUUCGCCUACACUGGCCUCACGCCCGAGCAGAUGACGACGCUUGCCCAGGAGCACUCCGUCUACGCCACCAAGGACGGCCGUAUCUCCGUUGCGGGCAUCACAACCGGCAACGUCAAGAGGCUCGCAAAGGCCAUCUACGCCGUCAAGGGCUAA
Molecule: messenger RNA, 1501 nt
Organism: Pseudogymnoascus verrucosus
Lineage: Eukaryota; Fungi; Ascomycota; Leotiomycetes; Thelebolales; Thelebolaceae
Gene: AAT1
Product: aspartate transaminase aat1
Exons: 5
Coding region: 224-1501 (425 amino acids)
Biological process (GO): L-aspartate catabolic process; biosynthetic process
Cellular component (GO): mitochondrion
Molecular function (GO): L-aspartate:2-oxoglutarate transaminase activity; pyridoxal phosphate binding
Source: RefSeq, a predicted model, not a curated record